Molecule: messenger RNA, 3199 nt
Organism: Penaeus vannamei (Pacific white shrimp)
Lineage: Eukaryota; Metazoa; Arthropoda; Malacostraca; Decapoda; Penaeidae
Source: RefSeq, a predicted model, not a curated record
AUGUCCUUAUUAGAUUCCUGGAGUGCCAACGGUGCCAACGGAAUGCCGAUUAUCACGAAGCCCUUGUAUCCUCGUGUUAUCCUAUGUCAUAUGACCGCAAUAUUGGGAUUGCAACUGCGCCUCAACACCAACUAUUUCGGGGAUAUUUUGAGCCGUGUAAGGGAGGCAUUUAAACUGGCAGGUUUGGCUGACAGCUUGUCUCUCGACGCGGCCUACCUCAAGAUUCACAUAGACUAUGCACGCCCGCAGCACGAGCCGUGGCGGGGACGGAUUGCAUGGGCGUGCGGGUGGCCUUUGCCCGGCGCAGGACCCUCCCGAGGACCGCGCCUGGCCUCCUUCCCGGGCUCAGGAAACACGUGGCUCAGGUAUCUGAUCCAGAGCACGUCAGGGCUUUUCACCGGCUCAGUCUACAACGACCCUCAGCUGGCUUCAAAAGGAUUCUACGGUGAGAACGAGACACCUGAAUGCGGGUGUACUAUCGUGGUCAAAACUCACGGCUACAGUCUAGGAGGCCGACCAGAAUCCAGGGACAAGCGACUCAAGGAGAUGAACAAGUUCUUCGGGCGUGGCCUCCUCCUCGUCAGGAAUCCUUUCGACACCCUCAUCGCCUACAGGAACUUCCUCUCGGCGGGUCACCUGGGCGUGGCCGGACCCACCGCCUUCAGGGGACCAGCUUGGGAUCGGUUCGUCCGGAACGAGAUCGAGCUCUGGAAGUCCUACGCCGUCGACUGGAUCACGCUCAGCAGAUCGUCCCACGUGGUCCACUACGAACACCUCCUUGAGGAUCCCAGGAAAGAGCUUCUCAAGAUCCUACACUUCUUAAGGAUACGAGUAGAAAACCGGCGUCUCCAGUGCGUCCUCAAGAAUCUCAAUGGAGCCUUCAAGAGGACAACUCCCAACGGCGUCUAUUACAGGCUGAGAGACCCUUACACCCCCGAGCAACACCGGGUAAUUGAGAACGCCAUGAACGAGGUGGAUCAGGCACUCAUGCAACACGGAUGGCCUCCCUUACCCAUGCACCUCUACAGCUACAACUACGAGAACUUCACCAGCGGUCCUGUCAGCCACCCACAUCAGCCCCAAAGUCAGCUCUCGCAUCAGCUCCAAAGUCAGCUCUCGCAUCAGCCUCCAGAUAGUUCUUCCCUGGCGAAAGGGACGUCGGCAGGUGUUCAGUCGAAUGCUAUAAAGGAGAGGAAGAGGAUGGUGAAUGUGAAAGUUGGAGAACCGAGUGAUAGUGAGAGUAAUGUGAUUAAAUUAAGUCCCUGGAUGAAGAAUAGAUGAAUUUGUGGUUCAUUUUCGGUUAGUUCAUUUGUAAGAUAUUCUUUUUUUUUAAGUUUAGUGAUGCUCAUUGCAGAUUCGUUGUGUUACAGUGUAUAAGUGCGUGAGUGAUAAGAUGAGUAUUCCAUUUUUUAUGUUAUUUCUCAUAUUACAUUUUCAACUGGCAACAACCAUGACAAAAAUGUAUACUUUAUUAACAACACUGACAUUUACAGCGUAUGAAUGUAAAUGACACCAACAGAAUGCGAUUGCAAGUGAAUGUUUGUCACCAGUGAUUACAUUCCCAAUAUUGCAUUAUCUGACAAUUAAAUCACAAAAGGAAACGAGAUGUAACACCUUCCUGAAAGAAGUUCAAGAGCCAUGAUUUUUAUCUGCAAAUGCUCGAAGAUAAAGAAAUAUAUAUACAAAUAAAGACACGUUUUCAAACCUGUGGAUUUUUUUUUUUUUUUUUUUUUUUAAGAUCGACGGUUUCUCACUCAUCUGGGCAGAAAGAUACACAUUAUUUACAAAACACCAAUAUGAGAAGACCUUUUUAUAAAGACCACUCAUUCCUGCGACCACCACCCGCGAAACAACCUUUUAUAAAGAUCGUAAAUACUUAAAAGAAAUUAAUAAGGUUGUUUCACUGCCUCACUCAGCCAGAAAAAAAAUGUCAGUAUUGUUUUCCGUUUUAUUAUUACUAUUUUUAUUAUAAUUUUCAAUCCCACUCACGCCUUGUAAUCGUCAACACUAAUCCUCCAGACUUAUCUCACCAAAAGACAGGAUUUCUUUACAAGGAAUACCUCUUGAAGACACACCAGAAGCUGCUUAAAAAGAUACUUCUAUUUUUGCACCUCGCACGUCUGAAGCCUCUCGUUCUUCAGUUCAAGGCUGAAACUGAAGCUCAACUUGGUUCCUCCCUUCUACCCGCAAAGCCUAGGCGUCCUGUAGGCUUUAGAAGGCUUUUUAUCAUAGAGAAAUAUAUAUAUAGCGUACAGACUGAGGAGUACAUGCGCGCACACUGACGUAUACGCACACGCAAUGGUUGAUUUGUCAUGUGUGAAUGACAUACAUACAUACGUGUUUGUGUGUGUGUGUGUGUGUGUGUGUGUGUGUGUGUGCGUGUGUGCGUGUGUGUGCGCGCGCGUACGUGAGGAAGAAAGUAUAGACCUCAUAAAUACACAUAUAGCCAACUUUAUAAAUAACCAAAUAUUAACUUAAGCAGCCAAUAUAGACCUUCUUGUAGUCAGGAGAGCCGCUAUGUGGUAAGACAGCGCAUUGCUUGUUUAAGAUUUAAACUUCCUCUUGAGACAGAUGUGAAAUAUUUUCACUCCCGCUUAGAUAUACGUAGAAGUAUAUGAGUACAUAUCACACUUACGUCUCCGUACACGCUGGGAAGACAGACACUUUAGCAUCUAUUAUGAUUGUACUGCUCUUAGGAGUUCCCUUUAAGAUUCCUUAUUUGGCUAUUUUUAGCUAUCAACAUAUUUAUUUAUUUAUUUUGUCUUGUUUGUCUAUUUUUCUCCGUGUUGUCUAUUGUGAUGAAUUACUAACUAUUUAUUAGGAUUAUGUUUAUUUACCAUUCAAGUCCUCUUUUCUCUAAAUAGCCCGACCUGACCUGGCUUGACCUGACCUCCCGUAUGCAAAAGGUGAAUUGUUCCUUAGUUCUAAAUUCACAAAUUUCUUUUUAAUGAUGUAUUUGGAUUUAAAGACAGAAUAUGACGAGUAAUAAAUGCAUUGUGGGUCAGGAAAAAAUACUGUUUGUAAUUAUAUGAUGUAUUAAAAUCUGUUUAUAUUAGUUUUUUUUCAAAAUCUGUUAUUUCAAUUAUGUAUUUCAGUACAUCAUUUGUGCACGUUUUUGUGUACAUGAUAUAAAUGUACUAACUAUAAACGUGUGUGUGUGUGUGUGCACACACACACACACACACAACACACACACACA